AUGGUUGCGCAUAUCCAAACUCACUGCAUAGAUUUCGAUGCGUUUGAGGGUCGGGAUGACGAACAAAUGUUCAAGAAAUUCAAGGGUGUAAGAAGGGGAGACACUCUUCGGGUUCCCCAAUUCUGGUCCAUGAUCAUACAGUCACACCUUAUUAUCACCUGCGGACCGAGUGCUCUCCACGAACUCUUCGACGGCAGUGUUGAGUUCAUCUCUGGGGACUACCUUCGUACAGACGGACCCAGUCUAGUUCAGGUCACCGAUUUUUACGGACAAGUCACGUACGUACCGCUCAAGCUGUGCUCAACAUACGUCGCACUACGUCGUAACAUUGAGAGCAAGUGUCUCGAAGACAGCGAAGAAGAUAGUGAAGACUAUGUCAUACAUCUGGGGUCAGAUGGCUCAGUACUGGAGGCAGACCAAUGGCCACACAUCAUGAAAUCCGAACGAUCUGCAAUGAUCGUUUUGCGUCUCAAUCGGAAAAGCACGAGCAGGGAUAUGUCCUUGAUCGAUCGUUCACGUAGUGAACAAGGAAAGAUCGAGUAUGGUGAUCUAAGCUCCGAACAUAACUCAACAGAUGAAGACAAGACUAAAGCACUUAUCCUAAGGCGACAUUUCAACGAUGUCGAACAGAGUCGCCAAUCGAAAUACGUUGGCGCCACCAGUGAACUUUUAGCAAGGCAAGGUUAUGUCGUGAAUGACCCCGACUCGCUCGUGAGUGGCAGCAACCCUAUUACUAGCCCGAAGCCGAUCAUCUUCCGCCGUCCAGAACGUAUGGUAAGACCACCUUUUGCACAAGAUGGCCUUCAUGUUGCCAGGGCCAUUACGUAUGAGAGCGAAAACGCUGUUCAUAUCAGCAGUAGUUCGUAUGCAUCCAUUGUUGACACCAAAGAGCUUGCUGGUGAGGCUCUAUCGUUCGCGGAAAGAGUCAGUAGUACAUCAUUGGUUGGUGAUACAGUCGAGUCGCCGCACAGUUCAAGGGAGUCUCAUGUACCUAACGUCAUCGACAUAGAAGACGAAGAAAAGCUCUCCGGCUCUUUCGAACUUGCGCCUGAUGUCUACGAUACGAAAGGAUACACAGAAAAAGAUGCUCAGGGUUCGUUCUCAUCAUCAUCUCGCUCAAUCAACGAGCGAGAUCAUCCUGAGUCCGAAGAGGAAGAUGCCACGUUAGGAGCGAUACGGAAUGCUAUAUCCGAUUGUGAAGAGGGCAUGGAACCUGGAGUAAAAGCCAAGGCUCGCUUUUCACAAAGUCAACCCAACUUGCACGUUGCCACACAAGAUGCCCCAGGAUCAUUCAAAGGAGACGUAAAAGGGGAAGAGCUCGUUGACUCAGAUCUACGACUACAGGAUCAUACGAACAUAAUACAGGAAGAAAAGAGACAUCUCGGUGUCGAGGAUAAUCCUGGGGACCUAAGGGAUCUCGUGGGAUUGCAAGUCAAAGACCUUAAAGGCCUAAUAAGUGAAGAAGUUGCUGCUGCAUUGAGGCAUAACACUGAUCAAGUCAACCGAGAUGUCCAGAAGCAACUAGAAGUUGAGCUCCGCAAUCGGCUCGCCAAGUCUGGCCUCCUUCCAAACCUUAUCGAAGCCAUCAUCAAACAAGGAACCGACACAGCACCCGGAAGGGAAGAGCGAUCUCUACCUAACUAUACCAGGGUAUCGACUAGUCAACUCGAUAGGGCGACUUUGCUUCACUUCAAUCUGCGAUUCCAGCAUGACAUACUUGAUCCUAACUUCUGGAUCAUCUUCCAACACCUGACAACAGAGGAGUUGCUGCCGAUGAUUGAUCACACACGCGACCGUCGUAUAGAGGCGCAUCUCGAAAGGGAGCGUCAAGAGGGACCGCGCGCUCAAACACAAGAGCGACAAGAGCAGAAUCCGCCGAUGGAUGCUUCUCCGUCCGAACAUCUUACAAGAUUGAAUACCGGUCUUCGUGUGCCACCUUUCCUUGCAUGGCAAACACGAGAGAACCCGUCAGAGCAGGAUAUUGAUGAGAGUACCCAUAUACAGCUUACUCUGUUUGCUAUCGAACAGCAGCUGACUAGGACGCGGACGGAUGCAGCAAGACUACCAAUCGAUCUCACGCAUUCAUUUGUCCACGCGUAUCAAUUAGGUGUACGACUCACCAAUAAGGAGUCUUCCCUCGACGAUGUCUUGACAUCACUAGCGACCUGUUACAGGACCUGUGCCAGAGUCGUUGGAAAUACAACUAAACGCAACGAGCUGACUGUAAUGGACGACACAAAUGGCCUCUCCAAUUCACUCGAAUCAGGUACCGGCAUUACUAACAGUGACAUUACAGCUGAUGUCAGAAAUGAUUCAGAAGCGGAGACCUAUGUCACGGCGAGAAGAGUAACCCAAUGGCAAAUGGCUCUGAUGCACAAACACGCACAACGCGUUUUUCACUCUACUAUGGAAAUCAUAGACCAAUUUGUACCAAGAUACUACGAUCAUCAGCUCUUGCGCAGAUGCUGGGGUGUACUGAGGUUUAUCAUCGAGAUCGUUGGCUAUAUGGGCGUCAAGAAUGUUGUAUAUCAAGAGCUGGAGGAGUCAGAGCCAUCGUCAACUUACGCGAUCCGUGAGAUUCCUCACAAAGAAUACUUGAGGCUUCACAAGCUUACUGAUCUAUCUUCUCCUAUAAAUCAGUGUGACUUCUGCAAGCGCGCAAGGUACUACUCAAGCGCAGAUGAAGCUUUCGAACAUCUGCGGCGCGUUCACGUCAGCGAUACGAAUCAAUCAUCACAUUUUUCUCGAACACAGCUAUCUCACUGGGUUAUGUCAUCUCAGCUAGCUGGUGUGGAGGAGCAAAACGAGCUCAUUGUCGAGUAUCUCAGUGCAAUGGCACUGCGCCUCGAGACGUUGCGAUCCAAAGCAAUUGAUAUCCGCAACAGUGUCGCCAAUGAGAGAAACGAAAAGCCGAGCGAGUAUCUCCUACCGCUAUCGCUUGUAAAAGCGGCAGAGAUGAUUUUGCAGAUGAUCGAUACUUGCGGGUAUAGUGUUGUUGAGUUGCACAAACUCAAUCUGGCCGACGCGAUGCCCAUCAUCUCGUGGAAGGAGGUCAAGACUCACAUGGAUCUGCUUUCAUACUUUGGCUCAGCAGCUUCUACUACACUUUCGUCAGCGCGUAAAGAGCUACUGAUCAUGGCGCAUACUGGCAGCCACCGGGGAGCUGUACAAAACUUCCGCAGUACGCCUGAGGUUACUUUGCUCAUAUGCCUCUUCCAUCUCUGGUCAAGAGCGGUAUUGCACGACUCGUCUGUACCUGACUUGUACCGAGAGCAUCUUUCGAAAAUGCAAUACGAAGCUAGCCGUCGGCCAUCUAAGCUUGCCCUCCGAGAGUUGUACCUCUUGGAAGAGGAAUUCGAGAUGGUAGCCUCUAUCUGCGCUCAACAACGCAGCAUGAUCAGGGAUUUCUACGACAUCAUCGGUCCCUCCACCUAUCGCAUAGCCACCAAAGAAUGUUUCAGAGCCGACAGAGACAUCGUGAUUCCCCUCAUGAACCAAAAUCACAACAAUCCUGUCAACAUGGGAGCAACUUCUACAGGAGUAAGAGAAACACAGGCAUUGUUCGAUAGGACCAAAGAGGUGCUCCGCCACAACGUUGAAGUCUCAGAAGAAAGCAACACGAAAGCCAUCAGAGUAUUUACUCUAGUGACAAUCGUGUUUCUCCCUCUUUCUUUCAUCUCUUCUGUAUUCGGCAUGAACACUACGGAUAUAAGAGACAUGAGCAGCUCGCAAGCUCUCUUUUGGGUCAUUGCCAUUCCUGCCACAACGCUGAUUGGAGGACUCUCUUUGAUGAUCGCAUAUCAUGGAACGUACAUGUGGGCUAAGGUACGCGCGAUGGGCGAUGCUGUGUGGGGAUCAGAGAAGACAUCGCGCGGGCGGCGUGCCUGGAAACGAAAGCCAAAAGACGUGGAAAAGGUAGACGAUGGCGAGAUUGAAGAUACACGGCCUCUGGGACCAGGUCAUCUCCGGAGAAGGAAGACAGUCUUGAACGUCGUUGGGUCGAAGAAGCCAAGGAAGUUCAGGUAA
This is a messenger RNA of Alternaria triticimaculans, 4026 nucleotides long. RefSeq lists its product as uncharacterized. Gene Ontology annotation, biological process: metal ion transport; transmembrane transport. Gene Ontology annotation, molecular function: metal ion transmembrane transporter activity. NCBI's taxonomy places the organism in Eukaryota, Fungi, Ascomycota, Dothideomycetes, Pleosporales, Pleosporaceae. The record is from RefSeq and is a predicted model, not a curated record. Gene Ontology annotation, cellular component: membrane. The transcript has 7 exons. The coding region runs from base 1 to 4026 and encodes 1341 amino acids.